Aspergillus fijiensis CBS 313.89 is the source of this 988-nucleotide messenger RNA. Its product is annotated as oxidoreductase. Lineage: Eukaryota; Fungi; Ascomycota; Eurotiomycetes; Eurotiales; Aspergillaceae. Gene Ontology annotation, biological process: fatty acid catabolic process. The transcript is spliced from 6 exons. Gene Ontology annotation, molecular function: 2,4-dienoyl-CoA reductase (NADPH) activity. The coding region runs from base 90 to 920 and encodes 276 amino acids. The record is from RefSeq and is a predicted model, not a curated record.
CCGCAUUAAUGGAAUGAACUGGCCUUCUUCUUACCCAUCCCUCCUCUAACUCAUUACAUUUCCCACUCAAAACUCCACCAAACUCCACCAUGCCGUUACCGAAAGAAGAAUACCUCAGCGCCUCGUGGAAGGAUGGCAUUUUCGCGAAUAAGGUCGUCUUCUGUACGGGAGGCGCGGGCACAAUCUGCAGCGCACAAGUGCGUGCUCUCGUACAUCUAGGCGCCAACGCCUGUAUUAUCGGUCGGAAUGUCGAGAAGACCGAGAAGGUUGCCAAAGACAUUGCGACCGCCCGCCCUGGAGCCAAGGUGAUCGGCAUCGGAGCCGUGGAUGUGCGAAAGGUAGAGAGCCUCAACGAUGCCGCCAGCCGCUGUGUCAAGGAGUUGGGGGGCAUCGACUAUGUUAUUGCUGGCGCAGCCGGCAAUUUCCUGGCGUCGAUCAACCAGCUGUCCGCCAAUGCUUUCAAGUCGGUCAUCGAUAUUGAUGUCCUUGGGUCCUACAACACCCUAAAGGCGACGCUACCUUACUUGGUGGAGUCGGCAAAGAAGCACAGCAUUAACUCGGAUACACUCAAACCAUCUCCGCUGGGUACCGGAGGCCGGAUCAUCUUUGUUAGCGCCACCAUCCACUAUAGAACCAUGCCAUUCCAGACGCAUGUGUCGGUUGCCAAGGCCGGCGUGGACGCGCUGUCGCAUAGUGUGGCUAUCGAAUUCGGGCCGCUGGGGGUGACUUCGAACAUCAUUGCACCGGGUCCGAUCGGCUCGACGGAGGGCAUGGAUCGUCUGCUGCCGACCGAUAACAAGGAGGCCUAUGUCAAGUCUCAGCCACUGGGGCGGCUGGGCUCCGUGCGCGACAUUGCUGAUGCCACUGUAUAUCUGUUUGCUGACACUGGCAGCUAUUCGAUGGGGCAUCAUGGCGCAUGACGGCCGGGGGAGCCGCUCAGGGCGCUCUUCAGUAUCCCGAUUUCCUCCUGUCCGGAGAUGCGGUACCU